Chanos chanos (milkfish) is the source of this 600-nucleotide messenger RNA. RefSeq names its product heme-binding protein soul2 (gene soul2). Bases 1 to 600 code for a protein of 199 amino acids. Gene Ontology annotation, molecular function: heme binding. The transcript is spliced from 4 exons. NCBI's taxonomy places the organism in Eukaryota, Metazoa, Chordata, Actinopteri, Gonorynchiformes, Chanidae. Gene Ontology annotation, cellular component: cytoplasm. The record is from RefSeq and is a predicted model, not a curated record.
AUGAAGAUGUUCGGGCUCGCGGUGGUGUGUUUGAUUGUCGCGGUCUCUCUACCUAACGGGGACUGCUGGGAGAACCCCUCGUUUUGCCGUGGCUAUCCAUGCCCCGUGUACACGCUUGUAAAUAACUAUGAGGGGUUCGAGGAGCGCCUGUACAGCGCGAGCCGCUGGAUCACCAUAGACGUCCAGAGCACCAAAGAGGAAGAUUUAAGAGCUGGGUUUUGGAAACUCUACUACUUCACGCAAGGGGAGAACAAAGACAACACCAUGGUAGACUUGACGCGGCCGGCGCUUGUCUCUGUGGACGAGGCUGGCAGCGAGCGGCAGGUAACUGUGUCCAUGUACAUCACAGCUGACACACACCUCCCUGAACCCAUCGACGAAUCCAUAAGGGUGACGGAGAGGCCCGAAUGUACCUGCUACGUCAGGACGUUUGGAGGAAUGGCCAAAGAGGCAGAGGCGUUUGAGAACCUGCGGAAGCUGCAGGAGGAUCUCAGGGCCGCGGGGAAAACCUUCGACGACACCAGGUUUGACGCUGCAGGCUAUGACUCACCGUGGAUCCUGAUUAACAGACACAACGAGAUCUGGGUUCACGCGGCCUGA